AUGGAGAGCAAACUUUUGCAGUUGAAGCAUAUAGCUGAAAAAGUUGAGGCAAGUAAUGGUGCUCAAUACGCAGAACCAGUAGGUAACUGGACCAAGAAGCUCAAGUCUGCUUUUUAUGAUGUCGAAGAUAUUCUUGACGCUAUUGAUUAUCACCGUCUCAGAACUGAAGCUGUUCAUCGAUCUGCAAAAUCAACAAAGCCGGUUUUCAAUAUUGACCCUUCCUCGAGAGGGAAGUUGUCCAGCGCAAUAGAUAUGUUAGAAAAACUAAUUAAUGAGGGACAAGAACUUCUUUCAUGGGUGAAGUUGCCAACAGCCAACAGUUUCGAAAUGACCAAUGAACGUGAAUACAAAGGUCCAUUUCCCCCACCUGCUGUGUUUGGCCGAGUUAACGAUGUCCAAACAAUAAGAGGAAUGCUUCAUGAUACACCUGCUGCCGGUGAACCAGGACCAAGUACGGCACUGUGUUAUUCAGUAGUUGCUAUCCAUGGCCUUCCAGGAUCAGGGAAGACGACCCUUGCACAGUCUGUUUUUGAGGAGGAAAAGAAAGCUGGAUAUUUCAACGUCAUCAUAUGGAUUCAUGUUUCUCAGAAGUUCGCUGUGAAAGCUGUUACCUCUGAGAUGAUUGAGGCAGCGCUAGCACCGGGUGAAAAGUGUAAGUUGGCCCGGAAUCUUGGCAAACUGCAACAUCAACUAAAGGAAAAGUUGGAGCACAAAAAGUUCUUGUUGGUACUGGAUGAUGUUUGGAACAACAAGGAUUUAAAAAAGCUAGAUGAGCUACUUCCUCCGUUGAGAUAUGGGGAUAGUGGAAGUAAAAUACUGGUGACCACUCGAUUUGAAGGUGUAGCAAAAGCACUUGGUGCCCAGAACCUAUUUCCAAUUCCUGAACUGAAAGAGGACAAGUUCAUUGAAAUGUUCAUGCAUUAUGCACUUAAUGGUCUCAAAAAUAGUGGCCAAGAAUUUAGAGAACACAAAAUUGUGGGGAGAGAAAUUGCUCAAAAGCUAAGAGGAUCACCUAUGGCUGCAAAACUGGUUGCAGGAGAGCUAAGCAAAAAUCUACAAAUUGAUCAUUGGAUAAGGACCCGGGAUAGUGACUUGUUAAAAGAUACUAUGGGAGCUAUAUGGUGGAGCUACAAACAACUUGAGGAGCAUGUCAGGCAAUGUUUCAGAUAUUGUAUAAUGUUUCCCAGAAGAUAUCCGUUGAAGCGAGAAGAGCUUGUUGACCUGUGGAUGGCAGAAGGGUUUUUGGAGGCCGCUAGUGGAGCAAAUAAUAUGGAAAAUAUUGGUCAUGCCUGCUUUAAUGAUUUAUUGUCAUGCUCGUUUAUUCAACCAAAAGAACACAGCAGUGACAUGACAUACUUCACAAUUCAUGAUCUAUUCCAUGACUUGUUGGAAGAUUGGAGGCCAGAUAUUAAUGUGAGUAGACAUGCUGUAAGUGGCUAUUAUAGAAUAGAGGAAGGAAUUGUGAGUGAAAUUCCUGAACCCGAUCAAGUUCGACAUCUCUGUAUUGAGUCCUACAAUGAAACUAUGUUCAAAGAGCAGAUUUUGAAGCUGAAAAAUUUGCGAACUAUAUUUAUGUCUGGUACCACCGAGACAAUGAUGACUGAAAAUGAUUUGGGACUUCUGUUCAAGAGUUUAAGGAAGCUGCGGGUGGUUCAUGUGUAUUAUAAAAAAUAUAAAGACAGCAAAGUGAUCCCAAACUUUGGUGAUCAUCUGAAACAUCUGCGCUAUCUUAGUCUUUAUCCCUGUGAUGAUGACGAUGAUGAUUAUGAUUAUGAUCUGACUCUGUCAGGGGAUUUUACCAAGCUUUACCAUUUGCAGAUGUUUUAUUGCUCACGUACUUGUGUUCUUCAUCCAUCCUCCAGUGAGGAAAUGUGCAACCUUGUCAAUUUGCGUUGCAUGACCUUCCAUGAUGAAGACAUGUGCAACCUUGUCAACAUACCUAAUAUUGGGAGGUUGACUUUGCUCCGAACUCUGGGUGGUGCCUUCACAGUGAGGAAAGCUAGUGGUUAUGAGAUACAACAGUUGGAGCAGCUGGACAAACUUUGUGGAACCCUGAAAAUCAAGGGACUUGAAAAUGUUAGAAGCAAGGAGGAAGCUCGACAGGCCAAGCUAGCUAAAAAGGUACAUCUCAGAGAACUGAUACUGCAAUGGCAAACUGAUAACCAGAGCUCCGAGAACAAGGAUGUCCAAAAGUCAAAGAAACACCGGAUCAGCUGUUUGGGAGCUGGGCCUUCAACAUCCACCAACCAGAUUCCAGAUCCACAGGAGAAAGUCCUGGAGGAACUCUGCCCACCAUGCCUAACAUCAAUGCUGGAAAUCAAAGGAUACGGUGGAUCGUCGUAUCCAAGUUGGCUGUCGGAAGAUGAAGGACUGCAGUUGGAGCUCAUUGCCAGGGAACAUGGAGUGCCUAGCAUCGCUAAAGGUAUUGUUCAUAUGCAAUUGUGA
Molecule: messenger RNA, 2445 nt
Organism: Panicum virgatum (switchgrass)
Lineage: Eukaryota; Viridiplantae; Streptophyta; Magnoliopsida; Poales; Poaceae
Product: putative disease resistance protein RGA3
Exons: 3
Coding region: 1-2445 (814 amino acids)
Biological process (GO): defense response to other organism
Molecular function (GO): ADP binding; ATP hydrolysis activity
Source: RefSeq, a predicted model, not a curated record